Molecule: messenger RNA, 878 nt
Organism: Erinaceus europaeus (western European hedgehog)
Lineage: Eukaryota; Metazoa; Chordata; Mammalia; Eulipotyphla; Erinaceidae
Product: cytochrome c oxidase assembly protein COX20, mitochondrial
Exons: 4
Coding region: 313-672 (119 amino acids)
Biological process (GO): mitochondrial respiratory chain complex IV assembly
Cellular component (GO): mitochondrion; mitochondrial inner membrane
Source: RefSeq, a predicted model, not a curated record
CCCGCCCCGUCCCGCCCCGCCCCGCUCCGCCGAGAAUGCAGGCGGCGGCCAUUCUACGAGCUCCAGCCCCUCAGCAAACACUACAGGCUCUCCGGACGAGGAAGAGCGCCCGGUGGAGGGAGUGUGAGCCCUUUCACCGAACAAAGGCGGUGGCGCGCAGCCCGCCAAGGGGCCGGAGCCAUCACCGCGGGGAGGCAGAAACGUUCCCUAAAAUGGCGGCCGUCGUGCAGGGCGGGGCUGGCGGGGGCUUCCGCUCACGGCGCCCGGGGCUCCGGCAGGGAGGAGCCAGACGGGCCGACAGACCGCUUCCUCAUGGCGGCGGCGCAGGAACCCGGCGAGCCCGAGAAAGAGAAGCCCUUUAAGCUCCUAGGAUUUUUAGACAUUGAAAACAUUCCCUGUGCACGGCAAUCAAUAUUAUAUGGUUCGUUGGGAUCGGUUGUGACUGGCCUUGGACAUUUUUUGUUAACCAGUAGAAUUAGACGAUCAUGUGAUGUUGGAGUAGGAGGAUUUAUCUUGGUGACGUUAGGAUGCUGGUUCCACUGUAGGUAUAAUUAUGCAAAACAAAGAAUCCAGGAAAGAAUUGCCAGAAAAGGAAUUAAAAACAAGAUUCUGUAUGAAAGCACCCACCUUGAUCCUGAAAAAAAUCAAAGCAACAGCAAGAGUGACAACUGAGCAGUCACUGAAGUCAGUGUGAAUAAAGUGGAGAACAAUGCAAAGCCGAAUAUACUUUUUUUUUUAUGCCUAAAUGAAUUUAUUAUAAUCAAAGUGUUCAGGGCAUGCUACUAUUACAUCAAGGCUCAAGCUAGUGUACCAUGUGUUAGAUAUUUCUUUGUAAAAAGAAUACUGUAUUUCAAGGAAUAAAAUUAUCCAAGCUGUUU